AUGAAGUACUUUCCCGAACCUCUUGAUCAAGUUGCCCCUUCGUGUAUGUCCGGCCCUUCUAAUUUCCCCUAUACCCUACAACGUGUUGCCUUCAAGUUUCACAUGAAAACCAUCUCCUUGUUUGAUAUGUCUCAGAACAGUGAAUUUCAGGAGGAGCCGAUUGAUGAAAGUGUGACCGAGUUCUAUAGCGGUGAGUGGAAAAACGAUUCCCGCAGUGGGUUCGGUGUCUGUGAGCGGUCUGACGGAUUGCGAUACCAAGGCGAAUGGGCGAACAACACAAAAAACGGUUAUGGUGCGACAACGUUGAGGGAUGGGACUCGCGAAGAAGGCAAGUACAAAAAUAACGUACUGGUGGUGUCAAGUCGUCGAAAAGGUAUGUUGUUCGUACGAAGCAACAAACUCAAGGAACGGGUUGAGGCUGCUGUGGAAACGGCGAAUCGAGCGGCCAGCAUUGCUCAGCAAAAGGCGGAUAUAGCAGUUUCUCGUACGUCAACUGCCAAAGAACGAGCUGAACAAGCGAUGUUCGUCGCCAAGCAGGCUCGAGACGAUGCCGAGAUGGCCAGAAUAGAGGCCGAGCGCUUUGAUCCCAACUUCAAACCGCAGAGUAAGUCAAAUCCUGGCGGUGAAUCGUUCGGUACGGACAUUUCCGAUCCCCAUUCCUCCUAUUCGCGUCAAACGCACAGCAAACAUGCUUCCUUUGAACAGAAUCUUUCUGUCGAUAUUGUUGAUGCGUCAUAUUUGACACCAGUGGCACCAGCUCCACAAUCUCAGUUGGGCAUCCCCCAGUCUGGACAACUAUCCCCUCACAUGGGAAACCACAUCGGCUCACAGCAACAACAACAACAACCCUAUUUCUUUAUGAGCGUCUUCGUCCAAUUUAGCGAUGAUCAUUUUGAUCAGUACGUGAUGGCUGGUACGAGCGGGCAGCCGAGACUUCGCCGAAAUCGGCCUUCCCUGAUGCGACAAAGCGACGUAAAUGACGCCACUUCGAUGCUGAAUCGCCGUUCAACUUUGGCUUCCUCGCGUGAUCGCCGAGCUGCAGAACAAGUUGUUCAAGAUAUAAGUACAAGCGAAAACAUGGGUAGUCUGCCGAAUCUGGCUGAACUUGAAAGCAGCGGAGUUCGUCUCCGCCGAGAGGAUGCGGCUCGUUUGGCAUCACAACGUCGCCAGGAGAUGCUUCGUGAUCAGGAGGAUCAAGCUCUUCUCAGAGCGAAUCCGCUUCGAUACCUUUUUCAUCCUGCCUUCAAGGCGUGGCUGGUUCGCUGGAAGGUUCCGAUCUUUCUCGCAGCUGCAAACCUCACACUACUUUUUCUCUUCUACAAUCUGCUCACUUACGAUAGGAAACGUCGUUAG
Haemonchus placei is the source of this 1353-nucleotide messenger RNA. NCBI's taxonomy places the organism in Eukaryota, Metazoa, Nematoda, Chromadorea, Rhabditida, Trichostrongylidae. The record is from the annotation of a GenBank genome assembly.